Molecule: messenger RNA, 561 nt
Organism: Misgurnus anguillicaudatus (oriental weatherfish)
Lineage: Eukaryota; Metazoa; Chordata; Actinopteri; Cypriniformes; Cobitidae
Source: RefSeq, a predicted model, not a curated record
CAGAAACAACAUGAAUAUUGUUAGCUUACAGACUCACAAUAACAAAAUAGUUUCUGUUCCUCUAACUGAUAUUAACUUUGUUUUAAUUUUCUUUUUAGUGUCCGCUUAGGUUUUGGGUAUAAAAAUGUGGUACAGUCACUUUUUUUCACUCUACCACGGUCAGAGGCUAUCGACUGGGCAAAGCUUUUUCAAAUAUUUCACAAGACAGAUUUGGAUGCCUUCAUGUCUGCCAUCCAUUAUCUGCCUAAACUUAAAACGCUGGAACUGGAUGUUGACUUUCUGAAUGAAAGCUUGUCUCUUUGGAGUCUCUCCAUCUGCCAGAAUGUCUCCAGUCUAACAGAACUCAAGAUAAAGGCCAUUAAUUUUUUACUGGAGGAGGGAAUUGAGAUCUUGCAAAGGUCACACACAAGGCCAAACUGCACUUUGAAAAUUAAAGGGUUUAGAUGCAACAAGCAAUCUCAAAAAUGCACACGGGAAAAUCCUGAACUGAGAUGCAACCCAUAUGUGAGGAUUUCUGUGAAUUGUCAGGGUUUUGCUGAUGAUGAUACUUUGACAUGGUAA